UUGACAUAUUUCUCAAAUUGUCACCAAUGAUUACAAAAUUUACCUUCAAUAAUUAAACUGUUUUUAUCUGAUUGUUACUGGCCUACAAUUAUUGGGGUUUUAUAAAUUUAUUAGAUAAAUUGAAAUAUUUAAACUAUCACAAUGACAAUGGGCGAUGAAUUGCCUGUGACUUCUUUGGUAUUACCAGUUUUAAUUCGCCCUGUCCUAACGCAGCUGGAGAAAUAUGAUCUGGCUGCCUCUCAGACAUUACGAGCAGCUCUCACCAAAGCAGAGGCUGCAGUACCUGGUCUUAAUUAUGAUUUGGUGGCAGGAAUCAUGAGGAGAGCAGAUAUUCCUGUUAAUAUGAAUGAGAGCUUAUUAAGAUUACAAGGGAGUCUCACAGAUUCAGAAUGUACUGAUUUAAGGCUGAACAGGACUGAAGAGGCAUUUCAGGAGCUUAAUAAGAAAUCUGCUGCUUUGAAAAAGAUACUGAGUCGCAUUCCAGAUGAGAUAACUGAUCGGAAGACUUUUCUUGAGACUAUCAAGGAAAUAGCCUCUGCCAUAAAAAAAUUACUGGAUGCUGUAAAUGAGGUAUCUACAUAUACUCCAGGUCCUGGGAAGCAAGUAUUAGAACAGAGGAAAAGAGAAUUUGUAAAAUAUUCAAAGCGAUUUUCUACUACACUCAAAGAAUACUUUAAAGAAGGACAAGCAAAUGCUGUUUUUGUGAGCGCUCUUUAUUUGAUUCAUCAAACAAAUCAGAUACUGUAUACAGUAAAGAGCAAGACUGAGUAAUAUGUGAAAAAUGGAAAUAGAUGUUGAUUCUAUGGCGCUCUUGCAAAGAACUUACUAGAAAAUUACUCUCACUAAUGCCUAUGUUGUUAAACAAAAAAAAAACACUUUUUCUUCAUAUCACCUGAUGUCUUCGAAAAUUGUUUUUAAAAAUCACACAUUAAGCUGUUUAAAGGAAUUGGGAAAAUGCUGUUUUUAAUUAUGAAUAAAAAAGCUGAUUUUAUGUUUGACGAAUAGUUAUCUUGAUGGUCACUUAAUUAUUAAAAAACUCUAUAUAUGUAGUUCAAAAAUAUUGAAUUUUUGAACUAGACUUUUUUAAAUUUAAUUAUCACAUACAUGGAAAUGGGAUUUUACAACAGCUCGAAAACCACUCGCCUGUCCAUCUUCUUGGUGGGAUUAUUAUUCCUGCUACCCUAACAAUUCUAAACAGUUGAUUAAUCUUCUUAUGCAACAACAAAGGGAUCUUGAGGUGCCAAAGUAUUUUGCCUCAUAAACUGCGGUUGAAUUCCGUUCCAGUAGAACGCAAGCAGCUGGCUCAAACAGAGGACCAUCAGUAGAAUCUGUAACUUAAAAAUUAUUAAAAGGACUGUAACUUGUUAUGCCACUGUCGCCACUGACCACUGUAUGUAACAAUAUUUCUUUUAGUAUUGUCCUUUCCUGUACAUUUUCCUGCCCAGGCUGAUAGUUGUGCUUUUGUGUACCUACUGUGUGAUCGAUUUGCAUAGCCAGCUGUUGAGCAGAGAAACAAUCUGUUCAUGACUUAUCCCUAUGAUGUUUGAGUGUUUUCCUACUAGUUCAUCCGCAGCGUCAUUUCCCCGGGAGCCCUUGUGUCUAAAUUUAGAUUCAUUGGACAGCAGAUCAAAUUCAAGAAAUAAGCUUGAGGUGAUGCCAUAGCCAUUUAAGUGUUACAGAACAAAUUUGUUGUCUGAAAGUUCUUCUAUUUAUAAUUAAAGGUAAAGUGUAAAAUGACUACAUAUGACGUACAUUACAGUGUUCAUAAAUUGUUUUUAAAUUAUGUACUUACUAUGCUCGUUAAUCUUUUCUAUAUUAAAAUUUUAAAAUAAUUUUAUUCAGAAGGCUAUUUAAAAAAAAAAGGCGAAGACUUGAGAGAUGAUGAUGAUCCCUUUGUUAGAAUAUUUUGAGACAGAUAAAAAAUAAAAUUUAUAUUUCAUAAUUUCCCAACUAAAUCUGUAGAAUGUAUUAUUCCACCUCAUAUCUCAAGAUCGUUAGCAGCAUUCGAACUGUGGUGUUUGUAGACCACUCAAAAUCUGUUCAGUAGAAAAAUAAUAAAACACAGAAGACAGGAGAGGGGCGGGAGAUAGAAGACAGGAGUACACACGUACAGCAAGCCAAAUUUCUCUUUCAUAGCUAGUCGAAAAUUACACUUGCAUUUUUCAUUUCAUUUUUAGUUCUAGCUGUGUGGUAAAACUAAUGUGAUUUUAAAUAUGUUGGUUUUCUCUAUGGGUUUGUUUCUAUAUUUUAAUGAAUAAAAAUAAUUCAUCAUUGUAUGUUUUAAUAGUACUCAAUUAAUAUUUAGAUCUAAAAAUAUUGGGAAAGUUAUUAAAUGUAUCCAUUCAUUACAUAAAUUAAGUCCUAGACUAUACAUUUAAAUCAUUGUUUAUGCAUUAUAUUAGUAUAACAGAUUGCUAAA
Messenger RNA from Bombyx mandarina (wild silkworm), 2419 nucleotides. RefSeq names its product programmed cell death protein 10 Ccm3 (gene Ccm3). Gene Ontology annotation, biological process: positive regulation of MAP kinase activity; regulation of Golgi organization. Gene Ontology annotation, molecular function: protein kinase binding. Gene Ontology annotation, cellular component: FAR/SIP/STRIPAK complex. Lineage: Eukaryota; Metazoa; Arthropoda; Insecta; Lepidoptera; Bombycidae. The record is from RefSeq and is a predicted model, not a curated record.